GAUUCAACUCUGACCCUGCUCAGGUUUGUGCUUUUUAUCCUCAUUAUGUCCGGACGCGGGAAGCAGGGCGGCAAGGCGCGCGCCAAGGCCAAGACGCGCUCGUCGCGGGCGGGCCUGCAGUUCCCGGUGGGCCGCGUGCACCGCCUGCUCCGCAAGGGCAACUACUCGGAGCGGGUCGGGGCCGGCGCGCCGGUGUACCUGGCGGCCGUGCUCGAGUACCUGACGGCCGAGAUCCUGGAGCUGGCGGGCAACGCGGCGCGCGACAACAAGAAGACGCGCAUCAUCCCGCGCCACCUGCAGCUGGCCAUCCGCAACGACGAGGAGCUCAACAAGCUGCUGGGCCGCGUCACCAUCGCGCAGGGCGGCGUGCUGCCCAACAUCCAGGCCGUGCUGCUGCCCAAGAAGACCGAGAGCCACCACAAGGCCAAGGGCAAGUAGAAGACUGGCCGAGUGUGCAGCUCAAAUCUCCUGUCCAAACCAAAAGGCUCUUUUCAGAGCCACUCUCUUAAUCAACAAAAAGAGCUGUGCCUUUAAGUCACAUUGUUGGCAUAGCAAAGUAUUAAAUACUAACAAAUCCUGUAAAGCAAAGAAAAGCUUGUCUAAGGUAUUUAUAAAUCUGUCAUUUGGCCCAAGAGACAACCUUGCUCUAAUGAACCCAUGUGAGCAAAACUGGGGUAUCCUGAUUCCUCUGCAGGAUCAAAUGUCCAUCUGGAGCACAAACUUGUCCUGUUAUGGCAGGGACAGUCAGGGAUCUAGUAGGACCUGAGGCCACACACAGGGUAAGAUCCCUAUCUGCUUGGCCUCCCUGGGAUACCAUGGUCCAAAAAACCCCAGGGGGCUGGGCCCGGAAUACCAGAGGAAAAACAACCCAAGGGGGCUGGGCUGGGGAGCAUAGUCUUGCUGGAAGUUUGCCCCUGGCCAAUCAGACAAAGACCUGAAGAAAUUCUGAACAACCCCGGCUAAAACUGCGUAAAAGAAAAUCUCGUUGCUGGGGGUGGAAAGGGGACAUUCUUGGAUCCCCCUCUCCCUGUGAAGAGCUGAUUCUCUCCUCUUAACGCUUUGUCUGCUGCCCCUCACUCUGUGUCUGGUCUCCCUCUUUAUUCCUCCGAGCGGCAGGACCGAUGACCGUGGGCACCAGAAAGCUGCGAUAA
Messenger RNA from Lutra lutra (Eurasian river otter), 1151 nucleotides. RefSeq names its product histone H2A type 1-B. Gene Ontology annotation, molecular function: structural constituent of chromatin; DNA binding; protein heterodimerization activity. NCBI's taxonomy places the organism in Eukaryota, Metazoa, Chordata, Mammalia, Carnivora, Mustelidae. Bases 46 to 438 code for a protein of 130 amino acids. The transcript has a single exon. The record is from RefSeq and is a predicted model, not a curated record. Gene Ontology annotation, cellular component: nucleosome.